AUGGACAGGAGUGAGACGGAAAGUCCAGGAACUCGGGAUGCUCGCAAAGAAGCAUCGAAGCCACACAACGUCAGCUUGUGGCCGAGUGUGGCCUAUUUCAAACAUGGCAUGGCUAACAACAAAGUCACUGACCACAGCGACAACGGCCUCAGCUCAGGACAGAAGGAGCAGGCCAGGAGUUUCGCACUGACAGCCCUGCAGCCUCACGUGUACAGGUCUUACUUCCGGCGUCAGCGCUUGGGAGUACUUCCUGUUCUGGUUGCCAUGUCAACAGUGCACGCUAUCCAGUGUCUAGUACUGGACCUAGUGCCUGGCUUCAGAGAGCAGAUCUUGGACAGGGUCAUUGUGGUUUGUGUGGCUGCUGUCCUGGUCUUCACCCUGUUUGUGGUCAUCAAGUUUGGACAUUUAGGGGACAUUCUGUCGGAAUGCCUGGGAGGCCUGAUGUGGCUGCUCUUGACUGUUCAAAUUUACUACGACAUCGGCACCUCAUAUCCACGUCACUUACCCUCAGAUAUGAUUGGCUGGGUGCUCAUUCUAAUAUUUGUCACUCAAAUGACCAUUCCCGUAGGGGCGUGGCUUGGCUUGCCUGUCGUUUUUCUAUUGGUUUUGGUCCAUUGCGUCAUGGUGGGCGUGUUAUGGUUCCAGGACUCACUCAAAGUGUCGGAUCUUGAAAACCAAUGCCUGGGAGGCCUGACAGUGGCAGCCAAUGUCUUGCUGUGCACGGCCUCCACGUGUAUAGGUUUUGCUGGAAGUCUGUUCUCAGACAGACUCAACCGUAGGUCUGUUAUGGAGAUCAAGUCUGCCCUGACUGCCAAAACCAAGAUCGAAGUCGCCUACAAGAACAAGGUGAGUGUUGGAUGUGUGUCUUUAAUCAUAUUAAUUAAUUGUCUGUCUGUUACCUUCACAUCUGUCAUGACCUUGUCACACUCUCUGCCACGUUGUCUGUAUGAGCUUUUUUUUUUUUUUGGGCCUCUAAGUCCCUUAACGAU
Molecule: messenger RNA, 989 nt
Organism: Candidula unifasciata
Lineage: Eukaryota; Metazoa; Mollusca; Gastropoda; Stylommatophora; Geomitridae
Source: the annotation of a GenBank genome assembly